Messenger RNA from Phalaenopsis equestris, 3488 nucleotides. RefSeq names its product DExH-box ATP-dependent RNA helicase DExH10. Gene Ontology annotation, cellular component: nucleus. Gene Ontology annotation, molecular function: RNA binding; RNA helicase activity; ATP binding. The coding region runs from base 277 to 3279 and encodes 1000 amino acids. The record is from RefSeq and is a predicted model, not a curated record. Lineage: Eukaryota; Viridiplantae; Streptophyta; Magnoliopsida; Asparagales; Orchidaceae. Gene Ontology annotation, biological process: RNA catabolic process; maturation of 5.8S rRNA. The transcript has 17 exons.
AUAAUUCCAAAGUGCCAAAUGAGGCUACGGACUCGACGUUUAGCCCAUCAUUCGGUCCGGCUCAAGCCGAGCGAAUCGCAGAUACUGUAGAAAAUCCCUAAAUUGUACAUUUUGGACAUGCAGCUACCUGCUGUACCGCUUUCCUCCAUCUACCGGCUGAAUCAGCCGCAGGUUUGCUACGCCGACGAGCCAUUCUUCUCUACCGGCGGCCAUUUUUUUCUGACGUUGGACAUUUUAAACUUCAUCGUGCGGGAUUAUUGAAGCUCACAUCAGGAGAUGGAAACGGUCCCAGUUACAAGCAAGAGGAAGCUUUCAAAUGAACCAUCAAGUGAAAAUCCCUCGUUGCCCAGCGAAGCUCAAAAAUCUGAAAGUGCAGUAAAAAGGCGUAAUAUUUCUCGAACUUGCAUUCAUGAGGUUGCUGUUCCAGAUGACUUCAGUUCAUCGAAGGAUGAAUCAGUUCACGGAACAUUAGAGAAUCCAAUCUAUAAUGACAAAAUGGCUAAAACAUAUCCAUUUGAAUUAGAUCCAUUUCAGCGAGUUUCAAUAGCAUGUCUGGAGCGGAAUGAGUCUGUCUUGGUUUCUGCUCACACUUCUGCAGGUAAGACAGCUGUAGCUGAGUAUGCCAUUGCAAUGUCCUUCCGGGACAAGCAGCGGGUUAUCUAUACCUCACCCUUGAAAGCUCUAAGCAAUCAGAAAUACAGAGAGUUAAAUCAGGAGUUUUCUGAUGUUGGUUUGAUGACCGGUGAUGUGACCCUUUCACCUCAUGCCAACUGCCUAGUCAUGACUACAGAGAUCCUCAGAGGAAUGCUCUAUAGGGGUACGGAACUAUUAAAGGAGGUAGCGUGGGUUAUUUUUGAUGAGAUACACUAUAUGAAAGACCGAGAAAGAGGGGUUGUAUGGGAGGAGAGUAUAAUAUUCUUGCCUCCAGCAAUCAAGAUGGUGUUCUUAUCUGCGACCAUGUCAAAUGCUACAGAAUUUGCGGAGUGGAUAUGCAAGUUGCAUAAACAACCUUGUCAUGUAGUGUAUACGGACUUCAGGCCUACACCUUUACAGCACUAUGUAUUCCCGGUGGGUGGAUCUGGUUUGUACCUUGUGGUGGAUGAGAAUGACCAGUUUAAAGAGGAUAAUUUUGCAAAGCUGCAGGGGACAUUCACGAAACAAAAGAGUCAGGUGGAUGGGCACCGUAAUGGUAAAGCCAGUAGCCGGAUUGCAAAGGGUGGUACUGCUUCUGCGGGUUCUGACAUAUAUAAGAUCGUGAAGAUGAUAAUGGAGCGAAAAUUCCAGCCGGUAAUAAUUUUCAGCUUUAGCAGAAGGGAGUGCGAACAACAUGCUAUGUCUAUGGCUAAACUUGACUUCAACUCCGAAGAAGAAAAGGAGAUUGUUGAACAGGUUUUUAAAAAUGCCAUCCUUUGCUUGAGCGAGGAAGAUAGAAACUUACCAGCUAUUAAGCUAAUGCUUCCGCUACUCCAACGAGGCAUAGCAGUCCAUCAUUCAGGAUUGCUUCCAAUAAUUAAGGAAUUAGUAGAGUUGCUUUUCCAGGAAGGCCUUGUCAAAGCACUUUUUGCCACAGAAACAUUUGCUAUGGGUCUGAAUAUGCCUGCCAAGACCGUCGUUUUCACAUCUGUGAGAAAAUGGGAUGGUGACAGCCAUCGUUAUAUUGCAUCUGGUGAAUACAUCCAGAUGAGUGGAAGAGCUGGUCGUCGUGGUAAAGAUGAGCGUGGCAUUUGCAUUAUAAUGAUUGAUGAGAAGAUGGAAAUGGAUGUUCUCAAGGACAUGGUUUUGGGUAAACCUGCCCCUUUGGUCAGCACUUUCAGGUUGAGUUAUUACUCCAUUCUAAAUUUACUGAGUCGUGCUGAGGGUCAAUUUACAGCCGAGCAUGUUAUCAAGAAUUCAUUCCACCAGUUCCAGUAUGAGAAGUCUUUACCGGAUAUGAAUAACAAAAUAUCAAAAUUGGAAAGAGAAGCUGCUAUGCUUGAAUCCUCAGGCGAGACUGAACUUGCUGAGUAUCAUAAUCUGGGACUUGAAAUUGCACAACUUGAAAGGAAGAUCAUGUCUGAAAUCACCAGACCAGAGAGGAUUUUGUAUUAUUUAGUUCCCGGUAGACUGGUUAAGGUACGGGAGGGUGGGACCGAUUGGGGUUGGGGAGUUGUAGUUAAUGUGGUAAAAAAACCGCCUUCAGGAGUAGCUUCAUUACCACCUGCACUUGCAGCCUCACGCAGCAGUAGUUAUCUUGUCGAUACUUUGCUUCACUGUUCUCUUGGAUCAGGUGACAGUGGUUCUCGGCAAAAACCAAUCCCACCUUGUCCUGGAGAAAGGGGUGAAAUGCAUGUGGUUCCUGUACCAUUACAUCUAAUAUCUGGCAUCAGCAGCAUAAGAAUUUCAUUUCCUUCUGAUCUUCGUCCUGCAGAAGCAAGGCAGACAGUACUCCUAGCUGUGCAGGAGCUACAAAAGCAAUUUCCUCAUGGGCUACCCAGGUUAAAUCCAGUUAAGGAUAUGGGUAUCAAUGAGCCGGAACUUGUUGGAUUAGUUGCUAAAAUUGAAGAACUGGAGCAGAAACUAACUACUCAUCCAUUGCAUGAGUCUAGCCAAACUGAGAAGCAAUACAAAUCAUUCCAAAGAAAAGCUCAGUUGAAUCAUGAAAUCCAAGUGCUUAAGUCCAAGAUGAGGGAAUCUCAGCUCCAAAAGUUCCGUGAUGAGCUUAAAAACCGUUCACGGGUUCUAAAGGUGCUUGGUCACAUAGAUGCAGACAGUGUAGUUCAGUUGAAGGGGCGUGCUGCCUGUCUGAUCGACACCGGAGACGAACUUCUUGUCACAGAGCUUAUGUUUAAUGGUACGUUUAAUGAUCUCGAUCCACAUCAAGUUGUUGCUCUUGCAAGCUGCUUUAUUCCAGGAGAUAAAUCAAGCGAUCAAGUAUUUUCCAGAAUUGAGCUAGCAAAACCUUUACAACAGCUUCAGGAGAGUGCCAGAAAAAUAGCCGAGGUACAACGUGAGUGCAAAUUGGACGUUAAUGUGGAGGAAUAUGUUGAAUCAACUGUGAGGCCAUAUUUGAUGGAUGUUAUUUACUGCUGGUCCAGGGGCGCAACAUUUGCGGAAGUGAUCCAAAUGACAGAGAUUUUCGAGGGAAGUAUCAUACGCCUAGCCAGACGGCUGGAUGAAUUCUUGAAUCAGUUGAAAGCUGCUGCUCAUGCUGUUGGUGAAACCAAUCUCGAGAAAAAGUUUGAAUCUGGCUCUGAAAGUCUUCGGCGCGGAAUAAUGUUUGCCAACUCUCUGUACUUGUAGAAAGGGUUUACAUUUGGUUUUGUAUUCUCAGAACAUGCAUGUGGCGACAUCAUGCAGCUACUGAGUUUUAUGAGGGAGCCAUUUCUUGGCUAUCUGGGCUGGCUGACUCUUGUUUGGAUUUGGGUUGUAGGGAUGCUAAGAGAAGAGUUUUGGUGCCGUACUGCAACAAAGGAUGAGCUUGAUGAGUUUUAUUUUGCAUCGAUUCAGAC